ACAACCUUACCUCUAUCAAUGACUUGAUCACUACUCUUGGCACUCAGUUUGCUUUGAAAUCCAUGGGGGAGGUUAACCACUUUCUUGGUUUUGAAGCUCUCAAAAGUCAUGAUGGUUUUCUGUUAAAUCAAUCAAAAUAUGCUUUGGAUUUACUGGUUAAGACAAACAUGGUCAAUUGUAAGCCUGUGUCUACACCUCUCUCUCCAGCAUCCAAGUUGCAUCUUGCAGAUAGUGAACCCUUUUCCAAAGUUACAUUGUAUAGGAGUGUUGUUGGUGCCUUGCAAUAUUUAACUAUGACAAGGUCAGAUAUCUCAUUUGCUGUUAACAAGUUAAGUCAGUUCUUACAUGGUCCUACUGUUCAUCACUGGCUUGCUUGCAAACACCUACUCAGGUAUAUCAAAGGCACUCUCUCUCUUGGCCUCUCUUUUCAACCUGUGAAGAGGUUUACUCUUGAGGCUUACAUUGAUGCUGAUUGGGCUAGUUGUCUGGAUGAUAGAAGGUCUACUGGAGGCCACUUUAUUAUGCUUGGCCAGAAUCUUUUGUGUUGGAGCUCCAAAAAGCAGCAGGUUGUCUCUAGGAGUAGUGCAGAAUCAGAGUAUAGGUCUCUUGCUACUGCCUCUUCUGAUCUUCUUUGGAUGCAUUCCUUGGUUCAUGAACUAGGUCUGUUUUUUGAAUCUCCUUCUAUCUUAUGGUGUGAUAAUGUGAGUGCUGCAGCUCUUGCUUUUAAUCCAGUUCAGCAUGCUCGUACUAAACACAUAGAAAUUGAUAUUCACUUUGUAAGAGAAAAGUUGCUGCCAAAGAAAUUGAU
Messenger RNA from Striga hermonthica, 808 nucleotides. The record is from the annotation of a GenBank genome assembly. NCBI's taxonomy places the organism in Eukaryota, Viridiplantae, Streptophyta, Magnoliopsida, Lamiales, Orobanchaceae.